Messenger RNA from Tyto alba (common barn owl), 2001 nucleotides. RefSeq names its product syntabulin-like. NCBI's taxonomy places the organism in Eukaryota, Metazoa, Chordata, Aves, Strigiformes, Tytonidae. Gene Ontology annotation, biological process: synapse maturation; axonal transport of mitochondrion. Gene Ontology annotation, cellular component: cytoplasmic microtubule; vesicle. The transcript has 11 exons. The record is from RefSeq and is a predicted model, not a curated record.
AUGGACACGCCUCUGCCAUCAGCAGAACAUUUCGGGGGCGGCUCUGGUGGCAGCCAGCUGGGUGCCCUCGUGUCCCGACGGCAUCCCGAGCUCCUCCGCUGCGACUGUGUGGAGGUGACCUGGCGUGGGAGGACGAGGAGGAGAGACCUCCUGCUUUUCCAAGACACCCUUGCUUUUGCCAAGCGCAGAUGUGGCACCAGGUUCUGGCUGCAGCACAGGGUGCGUCUGAGCGAGCUGUGGGUGCUGUGCCAGGAGGAGGUGGCGUGCGGGUGUGCACAAGAAGACGCAGCGUUGGGCCUGGACUGCAGCUGUACCCUCAUCCUCGUCUGGCCCACCAGCCUCUGCGGGGUCACUUUCGGCUCGCAAGAGGUGAAAGAACUCUGGCUGGACGCCAUCCUCAGAUCUCCGGUGACGAUGACUGCCCAGAUCAUCGAGACUCUGGUUCAGUGCCAGGCAAAAGCUCAAAGGCACCGAGAAGAAGACUGCAGUAGAGCCCUGGCCAAGCAGCAAGGGAGCCCAAGCAGCAAGAGAACCCAGAAGCAGCUGGAGCCCAAAGCGCCUGAGCCUGAGGACAGCAGAGAGCACGCUGAUGUGCAGACAGAGCUGUGUUCAGAUGAGCCUGGGGACCACGGAAUAGAGGCGGACGUGGUAGGUCAGGCAGACGUGCCCCUUGAGCGACCACCCUCAUUGCUCUGCAGCCUGGCAGAGGGCCGAGGAGCCAUGGCCAGGACAGCCGACAAAGGAGAGGGAGUGAAGCCAAUUUCAUCUCUCCAAGCAGCACAGGCACUAUUUCAGCGCAUGAAGUCCCCAUGUCUGCUGCUGGAAGCAAAAGAUCUUUCUCUCUCGAGUAAGCACAGCAGUUUUUUCCGGGAUAGUGCAAGUGUUGCUAGUGCAGAGGUAGACGAUGUGACGGUUUGGGUUUCUUCCCUUUCCAGGCGAUCAGGGAGAUACAUUUCUUGUGGUGACAACCACAGCAUUGAGCCACAAAACCGAGAGCAGUACUUGAGUCAUCUGCAGCAGAAAGAAGUUACAGUACAGCAUUUGAAAACAAAGCUGAAGGAGUCUGAGAGCAAACUUCAGGAAAGGGAAACAGAAAUAGAAGAGCUCAAGGCUCAGCUGGCACGGAUGAAGGGAGACUGGGUUGAGGAAGAGUGUAAGCAUAUGGAGCUGGAGCUGCACUUCUGGGAAUCGAGAAGGGAAAGUCACGAACUCCAGCAGGCUGUUGAAAGCAUGAGAAACAGCUUGGCUGAGAAAGGCAAAAUAAUUCAGAAAUACUUCAUAGCCAUAAGCAUUGCAAACAAGAAACUGGAAGCUUUGCUGCAGGGCCUGGGGAUGGCUCAGAAGAGCUCUGUGAGAGAUGAGCAGUGCCUGGAGUCCACGUAGGACUCAGAGGGGAAGCCGUUAGCGUUGUGUGCCACGAUGCCAGGCAGCCUCACCACGGAGGACCAAGCUCUGGAGGAGGUGGCAGACAGUGGGCUGCUUCUUAAUGAGGACACCGCUAACGGGACUGACUCAUUUGAAGAGCAUUUGACCGCCACAACUUCUGGGUCGAGCGAUCCAGCUCCCUCCAGUUCUGCUGUGUAUCAAGAGAUGCUUGAAAAUGUUCUGGAUGAAAAAACAACUUCUUCUCAGGAGGAGGAGAAAAUCAGCAAGGUGAUGGUGGAACAGGCCAUCCCAACUGACCUGGUGCCAUGGAGCCUAGAUGCGGAGUAGCUCAUUCAGAACAUCUUCAGAGCUCGAGAUGCCUGCCCUCUAAUCCCACCUGCUUCACUGAAGGAAUUGGGUGAAAUUUCUCUUGGAAGCCUCCGUGAUUCUGCUACCCUAGUGGACUUAACUCCAAGUGAUCCAAACUCUGCCGUCCUCUUGUCUCCUAUGGAGUCUCCAUGCAGGAAGGUGGAGCAUAAAGUUAAUAAAAACCGUUAUGUGAAAGAACUUGAUUUUGCAGAACCUCAUCAUGCUGAAGCCUUUGGCUAUGUCAAUACCCUCUCUCAGACAGCUUGA